AUGGAACCAGGAAAUAAUACAAGGGUCUCAGAAUUCCUUCUGCUGGGAUUUUCAGAGGAACCAGAACUGCAGCCCCUCAUCUUUGGGCUGUUUCUCUCCAUGUACCUGGUCACUGUGCUGGGGAACCUGCUCAUCAUCCUGGCCAUCAUCUCAGACUCCCACCUGCACACGCCCAUGUACUUCUUCCUGUCCAACCUGUCCUUUGUGGACAUCUGCUUCACCUCCACCACCAUCCCCAAGAUGCUGGUGAACAUCCAGACCCAGAGCAAGGCCAAUACCUAUGCAGGCUGCAUCACGCAGAUGUACUUUUUUUUGGUUUUUGUAGAGUUGGAUAACUUCCUCCUGGGUGUGAUGGCCUAUGACAGGUUUGUGGCCAUAUGUCACCCACUGCACUACACUGCCAUCAUGAAUCCCAGGCUCUGUGGUUUGCUAGUUCUGGUGUGCUGGAUCCUGAGUGUCCUGCAUGCCUUGUUGCAAAGCUUAAUGGUGUUGCGACUGUCCUUCUGCAGAGACAUAGAAAUCCCCCACUUUUUCUGUGAACUCAACCAGGUGGUCCAACUUGCCUGUUUUGACAACCUUCUUAAUGACAUAGUGAUGAAUUUUGCACUUGUGCUCUUGGCUACUUGUCCCCUCGCUGGCAUUCUUUACUCCUACUCCAAGAUAGUCUUCUCCAUCCGUGCAAUCUCUUCAGCUCAGGGCAAGUACAAAGCCUUCUCCACCUGUGCCUCCCACCUCUCUGUGGUCUCCUUAUUUUACUGCACAGGCCUGGGUGUGUACCUCAGUUCUGCCGUAUCCCACAGCUCACGCUCCAGUGCAACAGCCUCAGUGAUGUACACGGUGGUCACCCCCAUGCUGAACCCCUUCAUCUACAGUCUGAGGAAUAAAGAUGUAAAGAGGGCCCUGCUAAGGCUCUUUGGAGGGAAAGUGUAA
Messenger RNA from Marmota flaviventris (yellow-bellied marmot), 930 nucleotides. Its product is annotated as olfactory receptor 7A17-like. NCBI's taxonomy places the organism in Eukaryota, Metazoa, Chordata, Mammalia, Rodentia, Sciuridae. Gene Ontology annotation, molecular function: G protein-coupled receptor activity; olfactory receptor activity. Gene Ontology annotation, cellular component: membrane. The record is from RefSeq and is a predicted model, not a curated record. Gene Ontology annotation, biological process: G protein-coupled receptor signaling pathway.